CACCGCCCGGGUCGUGGAGCCAGGAGCGACGUCACCGCCAUGGCGGGCAUCAAAGCUUUAAUUAGUUUGUCCUUUGGAGGAGCGAUCGGGCUGAUGUUCCUGAUGCUUGGAUGUGCCCUUCCGAUAUACAACCAAUACUGGCCCCUCUUCGUUCUCUUCUUUUACAUCCUCUCGCCCAUCCCGUACUGCAUAGCCAGAAGAUUAGUGGAUGACACGGACGCCAUGAGCAACGCGUGUAAGGAGCUUGCCAUAUUCCUCACCACAGGCAUCGUCGUCUCGGCUUUUGGACUCCCUGUUGUGUUUGCCAGAGCACAUCUGAUCGAGUGGGGAGCUUGCGCACUUGUUCUCACGGGAAACACAGUCAUCUUCGCGACUAUUCUAGGCUUCUUCCUGGUCUUUGGAAGCAACGACGACUUCAGCUGGCAGCAGUGGUGAGGAGCUGCUGAACUGUAGUCACGUUGGACUUCUGUCGUCUGCCGGCCACCCGUGCACAGGAGAAGGGGCCGUGAUGCUGAGCUGUUGGCGAGCCUCUGGGGUGUCCUAGUUGCUUCCUUCUCACUGUUGUUCGCCUCCUGUUUCCAUGGGGACUUGCUGAAGAUUAAAAGGAUUUUCUCAUUUGGAAAAGCUUGGCUGGUUUCCCACUUCUCUAGACUGCUUUCCAUGGUGUCCUGCUGAAUCUAAAAUCCUUACAUGUUUUCCCUGUUCAGUUGUUUUAAAAUCAGUAUGCAAUGUUACCCAUUUUUAAGAUGUAAUAGCCAUUUGCAUUGGUUUAGGAAUUCAGAACUUCUGGCUGUAUUAUGGGCUAAAGUAUAUAUUUUCUCUAAAAAUCAGUUAAUCUCCAUUAUUAAAAAAAAAAGUAUACAUGAGUAAGUUUUCAUUCAGUCAGGAUGACAUCACUCCAGGUGAAUGCAAACCUUCAGAGCGUUGACAUACCUUAUCUACUAUUUACUCAGUGAAAGAUAGCUGCAUUUAUACCUCAGGGGGGCCGACUGAUACUGCCCAUGCCCUCCAGAAGGGUUGCUGGUUUUACUAGUGGACAGGUGUUUUGUGAAUUGAAAACUAUUUUGUGGAAUUGCUAUAAAAGAGUGCUUUUCUCCUCAACUGUUAGAAGAAUUUAUGUUAGACUUUAAGGUACAAGUGUAAAAACAAGUUCCGGGAUCCAGUUUCUAUCCGUGUGUGUUAUGGUCAAAGCAAGCGAGUAGCUGUGUGGGAAAAAGCAACAUUGGCUUCCCACUGUCUGCGUGCCGUUUCCAUCCUUAGUGACAGGUCUGAGCUCUGUCACCUCUCAUGGUUUGGAGGGUGAAAGGGACAUGCAUGGGACAGUUGUGUGUUUGCAGUGUAGAUAUUCAAAAGCUUCCCUCUGCUUCCUCCUUUUAACUUAUUUGUACAUUGUAUAUAUUAAGUAAAAGAACUUUUCAAAUAUAGUUUAAUAACGUUUAGAAAUGUUUGACUACUAGGAAACCAAUUGCUAUGCCAUACAUGCAGAGUGCCCCUCCCCCACAAGGCCUUGACAUGAUUCACAAGUGACUUGUUAGUCUUGCAGGUAAUCCAGGAACGUGCAGUUGUAGGACUUAGACCACCGUAAGAGUAGUCUCCCAACCUUACAGCGUAUGUACUUGAAAAGCACUUAAGGCAGGUUUGCUGUAAACCUCUCAGUUGUCGCGGUUUGGUUUCAUCGUGAUGGAUCCGCUGUCGUGAGUAAGGUAUUUAUUGUAUGAAUUCAUACAGAGUAGCCAAAUCCAGCUGUGUCACCUCUUCAAACACAGCCCUGACCAAAAUCUUCUCAGUGACCAGGCAUGACCAAAUCGUAGCGGUCAUUGGCAUCUUCAGUUCUCAGUCCUUUCCUUACCCAAGAGCUGAUUUUGAAAAUGUUCUCAUUGAUCCAGCAGUAUUUUUUGUGAGGACACUUGUAUGUCUCUCCAGUGUGCUUAUAUAAAAAGAAGUGUUCUGCCUUUAGCUGAAAAAAUGAGUAACCAUGACAACUGUCUUUUGUUGUUGUUUUUUUUCCUACAGUUUAUUUCUCAAAAAAACAAAACAAAACAAAAAAAAAACCUGGAACAUGCACCAAGUUUGUUCAGCUUUUACUAAAGAUGUCUACAGCCGCGGUUUUUAUUUUGUUUCUGUUUGCCCUGACCCAUGUUUUAUUACUAUGGUGGUGAGGUGGGAAGCGUUAUGAAAUGUCCAAAUGCGGCCAUGCCAUUUGUGGGUUAGACCAGCAGUGGCUUGUUGAGUAAUGAUGACAGAGACUCGCCGGCGGUGUGCGCAUGGUCAGAACCCUCUCUGGGAUCAAGAAUGGAGCAGGAGGUUUUGUCUCUGGUCCUCCCUGCCCUCUGCUCCUUCACAAGCGAAGUGCUGAGCGCUUGGCCAUAGACUCCUUUCUAACAGCUGCAUAUUCUUUCUGGGUACUAACUAAUCUUAGCAGCAGCAUUGCGUGUCUGACAUGACACUGGCUUGCCAAUCCCAUCUCUGGUUUCUAGGCUAGCUACUUAAGAGUAUUUUCAUGAGUAUGCGCCAACACAUUGUCGUCCUACCGUGGAGAGAGAGAAAACUUUUGAUGACAAAACAAUAAAGAUUUUAAAUAUCCA
Molecule: messenger RNA, 2585 nt
Organism: Mus musculus (house mouse)
Lineage: Eukaryota; Metazoa; Chordata; Mammalia; Rodentia; Muridae
Gene: Leprotl1
Product: leptin receptor overlapping transcript-like 1
Exons: 4
Coding region: 40-435 (131 amino acids)
Cellular component (GO): membrane; cytosol
Molecular function (GO): identical protein binding
Source: RefSeq, marked validated